This is a messenger RNA of Drosophila navojoa, 730 nucleotides long. RefSeq lists its product as uncharacterized. The record is from RefSeq and is a predicted model, not a curated record. Lineage: Eukaryota; Metazoa; Arthropoda; Insecta; Diptera; Drosophilidae.
AAUUGCCAGCGUUACACAAAUUCCGUAGAUCUAAAGGCUAAUAAUAAAUAAAUCAAUUCGAGCAUCAUGAAUCUGGUGUGGGGUCACAAGGGACCGUACUUUCAUGCGCCAUGCCAGCGGGAUCGCUUCCCGAGUCUGCUGGACGAGAUGGGCGAUGAUGGGGACAAGCUGGUUGCCCACUUGGGCAUCUCGAAUAUGGCGGACAUGGGCGCCCGUUUGAAGAGGGGUCGCAAGCCGACAGCCGUUGCCGAGCAACGUGCCGCCGAUUGCGUUAAGGAGCAGUGUGUGCCGCUGCACAAGAUGUUCUGCACCUCGGCGCAGGGGCUGCGACGAGGCGUCGAUAAGUACGCCCAGAUACCCAAGUACGAUCCCUAUGUGGAUGAGGAGGAUCAGCGUGAGCUGGCCCAGCGCUAUCGCAAGCUAUUGAAUCGCCCAAGCCCCACACCUGCCGAGCGCCAGGUGGGCGAACCGCCGUACACCGGCCUCUGCCCGCACUGCCGCCGCCGGGGCAGCAACGAUGUGGCCAACGACUUUCAGGGCCGACUCUACCUGCAGCAGGCCUAUCUGCUGGGCCAAAUCAAUCUCAUGGUCUUGGACGGACAGCAACCGCCGCAGUUGCAGCAGAACAACGAGGGCUUCCAUAAUAUCCAGUACAAUCGCUAUCAUGGCUAACGUCCUAUAUUAUAUUAUUUGUGCAUUAAAGUUCAACAUCUGCUUUCAAUUAUGAUGA